ACCCGACCCGUUCAUCAAUACCAGGUUGCAACACCACCGGGCUUCUCCUCGCCUCUGAGAAAAAAACAACUAGGGUUUUAGAAAAAAUUUCCUUCAAACCAAACAACACACGAUGGAAGUCGCCGGCGCUCGAAACCACGCCCCCAAACGCAAGCGAGCCUCCGCCGCCGACGAGGAUGACGAUUCAUUCCUCGCACCACCACCACCCACCGCCCGCUACGACAACGGCGUCGACCUCGCUCUCCUCGAAGCCGUCGAGAAAUCCCACAACGCCGUCGAAGUCCUCGACCUGAAAACCCUAAAAAAACACGUCCUCUCCUUCGAGCGACGCCUCAAGGACAAUAUCGAAGCCCGCCUCAAGUACCCCGACCAGCCCGAAAAGUUCGCCGACUCCGAAAUCGAGCUCCACGAAGAGAUCCAGAAGCUCAAAAUCCUCGCCGGCGGCCCCGAACUAUACCCCGAACUCGUCAAUCUCAACGCCAUUCCCUCAAUUCUCGGCCUCCUCACUCACGACAACACCGACAUCGCCGUCGACGUGGUCGGCUUGCUCCAGGACUUGACCGACGAGGACGUGUUGGAGGACAACGACGAGCCAGCUCAAGUCCUCGUCGACGCUCUCGUCGAAAACAACGUCUUGGAAUUGCUUGUUCAGAAUUUGCUCAGAUUGUCCGAGACCGAUCCGGAUGAGAUGGCUGCUGUGUACGUCACGCUCGCGACGAUCGAGAAUUUGAUAGAGGUGAAGCCUGCGGUGGCCGAGAUGGUGUGCGAGAGGACCAAAUUGAUGAGAUGGUUACUAAGCAAAAUCAAAAUUAGAGAGUUUGAUGGUAAUAAACAGUAUGCUUCGGAGAUUCUGGCCAUUUUGUUGCAGAAUAGUACCGCGAAUCAGAAGAGAUUAGGGCAGAUAAAUGGAGUUGAUGUGGUUUUGCAGGCGGUGGCGAUGUAUAAAUCGAGGGAUCCCAAGACGCAGGACGAGGAGGAGAUGGUGGAGAAUUUGUUUGAUUGCUUGUGUUGUUUGUUGAUGCCUUUGGAGAAUAAGGAGAGGUUUGUGAAGGCUGAAGGAGUGGAAUUGAUGAUCAUUGUCAUGAAUUCGAAGAAAUCGUGUUAUGGGUCUGCAAUUAGGGCACUUGAUUUUGCAAUGACGAAUUAUCCACCGGCUUGCGAACGAUUCGUGGACGUGAUGGGGUUGAAGACUGCAUUUCCUGCUUUCAUGGGUAAGAUUCCUAUAAACAAGAAGAAUAAGAAAAAAGGCUACAAAGAGGAGUUGGAAGAGCGCCUUGUAUCGCUAAUUGCAUCAUUAUUUGGUGGAAUUUUGAGGGGUUCUAGAAGGGAAAGAUUGUUUAGUAAAUUCGUGGAAAAUGAAUGUGAAAAGAUAGACCGGCUUAUGGAGCUCUAUAUGAGAUAUUCUAAUAGAGUAAAAUCAGAGACUGAGCGGCUGAACGAGCUUGAACUUGAUGAUUUAGAGAUGGAUGAAGACGAAAAGUACAAUCGAAGGCUAGAAUCUGGACUUUACACUCUUCAGUUGAUUGCUGUUAUUUUGGGUCAUCUUUGGACCUCUGAGCACCCAAAAAUGAGAACAAGAAUUGAACUACUACUGAAGCAGAAUAAACUCACCAAGAACAAUGUUAAGGAUAUACUUCAGGAAUAUCACGACAACAUUGGUGAUCUGGAUGGGCCAGAAGAGAAGGAUAGGGCGCAGACAAAGAUCCAAAAAUUCAUCUCAGCCUUUUGAGCCUUUUUGAUAAUUGUUAAUCAAUUUGUAGUUCAAGAAACAAUGGGCUUGUUUGGUUUGUAUUUGAGAAACAUAUUUUGAGAUAAAAAGUACGAAAAUUUGUUUGGUUU
This is a messenger RNA of Camellia sinensis, 1839 nucleotides long. Lineage: Eukaryota; Viridiplantae; Streptophyta; Magnoliopsida; Ericales; Theaceae. The record is from RefSeq and is a predicted model, not a curated record.